AUGCACUCUCCCGAGAAAAAAAAAACCUCUCUAGCAAUAGACACUAAACUGGGCAUGUGCAGAGUGUCUCCACACAAUAUGUCUUAUCAGGAGAUAAGAAGGGGACACUGGAAGAAGGAUCAAACAGCUUAUUCUACACAAUGCAGAGGAUUAACCCCUUAGGUUCCACAGUGAGUAUAACAAGAAUGCUUUACUGCAUAUACAGGCUGAUUUUACUGUUAGGGGGGACACAGAAGACACUCUGGGGCCCCCGGGCAAUAGGGGAUCAUGGGGCCCCUGUGUCCUUCCCAAACUCAAAAAAGCCU
Messenger RNA from Staurois parvus, 305 nucleotides. The record is from the annotation of a GenBank genome assembly. Lineage: Eukaryota; Metazoa; Chordata; Amphibia; Anura; Ranidae.